AUGAAUGAAUUUAUAUAUAAGGAAGAGACACACAAUAUGGAUUUGAGAAAAGAUAUGGAGAACGUCCUAGUUUUGUUCGGAUUCAUCACAGAAGUUAUUCUCUUGGACAAUCAUAUUCUUGAGUCAGUUAGCAUAAACGAUAUUUACAGAACUGUGUAUUCUAUACUAAGGUACAGAUAUAAAACAAUAUUGGACGAUUUGACAUUAUCUGAAGGGAAGAUGCGUGGUUAUGUUACCCCUCCUCCCCGAGAAAAUACACCAGAAAGCAAAAUUCAAACACAGAAAACAAACGUAACAUAUCUCGAAGAGUGUUGUGUGCAUAGGCAGGAUGAUAAAACGAUUGGAGAUAAAAACAUUGAUGGUAAGAUACCACUGGGAGAACUAAUUAAGUUAAAAUUUUCAGAAAUAUUUUUAUUUCCCAAAAAAAAGAAAACAGAACUUUUACAUAUAAAUAAAUUGAAUAGCAUUAAAUAUGCUAUAGCAGGGUGUAUAUAUUUGCAUGCAAAAAUAUGGGUAAGAAAUAUAUCCCUAAGAAAUAUAUUAAAUGCAAUUGACUAUAACAUAUUUUUGUUAAAUAAAGGAUUUUACAUAAUUAAAUAUGAUUCAUCUAAAAGAGAUAUAGAAAAACUAACUGAUAGUAUAAACCAAUUUAAACCAACAACUAAAGAAAACAUUUACUAUGAAAAAGAAGAAAGUUUAAAAAUGGAAAAAAUUAGUUUAAAUGUUUUAUCUUUUAACCUUACUAGUAGCAUUACCAAAUAUUCCUUACUGUAUGAAUUGAUGUUUAUUACCAGAUCUCCAUUUAUCAUAAACAAAUUUCUUCUUUCAGUUUUUAAUGAUGUUAUUUGUAUUCCAGAUAUAGACAACAAGUAUAACGAUGUUGUUAUUGUUAUUUCAUGCAUCUUAUUUGUUAAUCACUUUUUCUAUCAUAUUAAUCACUGUGAUAAUUUAAAUUCUCUAGAGUUAGACAUGAUAAAAAAAAUAUAUUAUUUUCAAGUUGAAAAAAUUAUUAACCUCUUUCUUCUCCUAAAUAGAGGGAAUCUGAAAUCCGGAAUGAAAAAUAUUAUAUCUCUUACUAAGAAAAUUAGUCAUUUGUAUUCUGUAACUCAUUGA
Messenger RNA from Plasmodium gonderi, 1113 nucleotides. RefSeq lists its product as hypothetical. Lineage: Eukaryota; Apicomplexa; Aconoidasida; Haemosporida; Plasmodiidae. The record is from RefSeq and is a predicted model, not a curated record. Bases 1 to 1113 code for a protein of 370 amino acids. The transcript has a single exon.